UCCUCCCUCCCUUCCCCCGACCGAACACGAAAGAGUGAGAUACACAAGCGUCAAGCCAGCUUGUUAUAGAUUUUCUAAAAACUUAAACACUGAGCGUGUAUCCUUAACACAUUGAAGUGAAUACAGUGCAGCGUGCAAAGUUAGCCUUGCUCCAUUAUCCCCCGUAAAAUUCGCUGUAGUUAUCAUCAUAGAAUAUCAAGUUUGGAAAAUGCCGGCGAGCAACAUCGGUUCAUCAUACCUGCAGGACGCCAGAAAUAAUUUCGACGCCGUGCGACCCGCCCCAAUUUGCACUGAUGCCAAUCAAUCAAUAGGCCAAUGUCAGAAUGUACAUAUAUCCACCAAUUGCUAUUAUGGUUACCACGAUCUAAAAAGGUCCGAAGACAACCACGUUGACACAGAUUGCGAAAUGAUGGAACUUCCAGAGAGAACGCCCUCCAAAACGACGACUUCAAGGAAGCGGAGCGCCGAUGAAGAAGAGUUUCCUCAACGCAAACGCAUCCGAGAAGAAGUACAAAGAGAGAAAACCAUUGAACCUGAGACAAAUGAGACAGUGAAAUUGGAUUCAAGUGCCGAAGAUAUCAGUGUCAUGGAAUCAUUAUAUUGGAACAUUCAUGGAGGAAAUAUUUUUCAUUUGAUACAGUGUCUGUGACUCCUAUUUGUGUGUGAUAUUUUUAAGACUAAAAUGAUUGGGACUUUAAGAAAUAUAAUAUGAUACAUUUUUGUACACUUUAAAUAUGCUUAUGUUUCUUUACAAUUAGUGUAAGUUUUUUUUUUAAUAAAAGUAUAAUAGGUCAAAGGGUGGAUGUUUUUUUAAAUAUAAAAGUAUUUGUUUAAGAUUAUUUAUUAAUAUAUAUUAUAUAUAUUACACAAAGUAUUUAUGACAAGAGUAGUUCAAUAAUAUAAUAGUGGGAUACAAUAAUAAUAGUCAUUCAGUAAUACUAGUUUCAUCAGGGAGUCAUCAAAGUUCUCAGUUCAAUCUGAAAAAAAAAGAAAACACUAAUUAUUUCAAUUUGCUUUGUUUUUCUGUUACAGGUGGUGUAAGAAGCUUUAAUUUAUGUAUUUCUCUUUCAGUUGAAGCUCAAACAAUGUAAAAGCCAAAAUGGCUUAGUUUGGGUUUUUGUUCCAUUUGUACUAGUGUAAUAACUUCACCUUUUUGUUUUUCAGAUGAUUCUUCCAUGUGCAGCCUUGUUGGCACACGGUCAAGUCCAAGCCACUCAGCUUCCGCCUUUAAUGUAAACAUACCAACAAUUUACACUUUGUCUUUAACAUACAAAUUGGUAUUUAAUGUUCAGGUUGUAUACAUAGAUUAAAAUCAUAGGUUUAUUACCAAAACCUCUGUCUGUGAUAUAAUGUCUUUGUACCUGAUAAUGCUAAUGUAAUAAAUACUUGGAAAUCUAUAA
Messenger RNA from Spodoptera frugiperda (fall armyworm), 1400 nucleotides. RefSeq lists its product as uncharacterized. The record is from RefSeq and is a predicted model, not a curated record. Bases 209 to 649 code for a protein of 146 amino acids. Lineage: Eukaryota; Metazoa; Arthropoda; Insecta; Lepidoptera; Noctuidae. The transcript has 2 exons.